Danio rerio (zebrafish) is the source of this 2353-nucleotide messenger RNA. It is a transcript of the gene acad9, whose product is annotated as acyl-CoA dehydrogenase family, member 9. The record is from RefSeq and is marked provisional. Gene Ontology annotation, molecular function: acyl-CoA dehydrogenase activity; flavin adenine dinucleotide binding; oxidoreductase activity, acting on the CH-CH group of donors. Gene Ontology annotation, cellular component: mitochondrial inner membrane. Gene Ontology annotation, biological process: fatty acid metabolic process. NCBI's taxonomy places the organism in Eukaryota, Metazoa, Chordata, Actinopteri, Cypriniformes, Danionidae.
GACGUCAUCAAUGUGAGACGAAAACGGGUGAAAGGUGUUUCAGUGUGAGUCGUAGGGUGAUUCGUAAUUAGGGUAAAUAUCAACGUUGAAGAUGAGCCUGAACAAAUUUAUUGUUUUGUCAAGAUCUGUAAGGCGUGGGAGGAAUUUAUUCGCUGUUCGUGUCGCGCAAACAGGAGAAUAUCUUUAUCAGUUUCAGUCGCAGCGCUUCAUUAGGUCCAGCUCGAGGAGUUUAGCUUAUGCAAAAGAUCUGUUCCUGGGCAAAGUUAACAAGAAAGAAGUGUUUCCCUAUCCAGAAAUCAGCAAUGAAGAAUUAGAAGAGUUAAACCAGUUUGUUCAGCCUGUGGAAAAGUUUUUCAAUGAAAGUGUUGACUCUGCGAAGAUCGAUAGGGAGGCCAAUAUUCCCCCUGAGACUUUGGAUGGACUAAAAGAACUGGGUCUGUUUGGGAUCCAGAUACCUGAAGAAUAUGGGGGCCUGGGACUCUCAAACACCAUGUAUGCCAGGUUAGGAGAGAUCACGUCUUUAGAUGGGUCUAUUGCAGUCACACUUGCAGCACAUCAGGCCAUCGGCCUGAAGGGUAUAUUAAUAGCUGGAACGGAUGCUCAGAAAGCAAAAUAUCUGCCCAAACUAGCAACAGGAGAACAUAUAGCAGCUUUCUGCCUCACCGAACCUGGAAGUGGCAGUGAUGCUGCAUCUAUACAGCUGAGAGCCACGCUAACAGAAGAUGGGAAGCACUACCUGCUCAAUGGCACAAAGUUUUGGAUUUCCAAUGGUGGAUGGGCAGACAUCAUGACUGUGUUUGCCAGAACUGAAGUUGUUGAUAAAGAUGGUCAAAAGAAAGAUAAGAUCACAGCGUUCAUUGUGGAAAGAGCAUUCGGUGGAGUCACCAGUGGAAAACCUGAAGACAAACUGGGCAUCAGAGGGUCAAACACGACUGAGAUCACAUUUGAAGACACAAAAGUGCCUAUCGAGAACGUAAUUGGUGAAGUUGGUGAUGGUUUUAAGGUCGCAAUGAACAUCCUGAAUAAUGGGCGCUUUAGCAUGGGCGGUGCAGGUGCAGGGGUGGUCAAGAAACUCAUUGAGCUGUCAGCAGAAUAUGCAGGCACAAGAAAACAAUUCAACAGAAGGCUUUCAGAGUUUGGAAUGAUUCAGGACAAGUUUGCCACUAUGGCCCUGAAUGUGUAUGUGAUGGAGAGUAUGGCGUACCUCACUGCUGGAAUGAUGGACCGCCCUGGACUCCCAGACUGCUCUCUGGAGGCCGCGAUGGUCAAGGUCUUUAGUUCUGAGGGCACCUGGAUCUGUGUGAGUGAAGCUCUGCAGGUUUUAGGAGGUCUGGGUUUCACUAAGAACUACCCCUACGAGCGCUACCUCAGGGACUGCCGCAUCCUCCAAAUAUUUGAGGGCACUAAUGAAAUUUUGAGGAUGUACGUCGCACUUACAGGGAUGCAGUAUGCUGGCAAAAUAUUAACUGGAAAAAUAAAGGAGAUGAAGAAAGGAAAUUUAGGCGUGGUGUUCGAGAUUCUGGGGAAGAAAAUCAAGGACACAGUGCAGACGGCAGAUUUUGGGCUCACCGGCAAAGAUGGUGUUGUUCAUCCCAGUCUGACGGAGAGCGCCAAAAUGUUUGAGCAGAACGCUGCAUGUUUUGGCUCCACUGUUGAAGGUUUGCUGUACCGAUAUGGAAAGACAAUUGUCGAUGAGCAGCUUCUGUUGAAGAAAGUUGCAGAUGUGUUAAUUAACCUCUACGCCAUGACAGCCGUCCUGUCCCGCUCCUCUCGCUCCAUCUCCAUCGGCCUGCGCAACCAUGACCAUGAGGUGCUGCUCACCAACACUUUCUGCAAGGAUGCUCAUUUCAAGAACAACUACAUGUUGAGUCAGCUUCAAAGAUAUUCCCCAGAGAAUGAUGAUGCCAACAUAAAGAAGAUCGCCCAGGAUGUCUUAGCCAAGAGGGCAUAUAUCUGCUCACAUCCCCUGGAAAGAACCUUCUGACGCACACUUGUGUCUUAGUUUUAACCCAACAGAAGUGCUUUGAUUAUUAAAUAUACUUAUGUUUCUCACAAUAUGCAGUAUUAAUUAAGCCUCAUACUGUAAUGAAGUAGUCCUUUUAUAUCAGUAUGUCCCAAUUUAAAGGCUUUUGCACACUCAGUGCAUCACAGCAGCGCAUUGAAGGCCGUCCCAUUUGGAAACAUAUCCUCAAAAUGUGUCUUUUGUUUCCUGGGCCACUGAUGACAUUUGUUGUGCACAGGAAAUAACAGGUGUGUUGUUUUUUAUUUUUAAAUGUAAGUAUUAGGUAUCAACUUGCUUAUAUCUAACAGUUCUAUGUACAAAAAAAACAAUAUUAAAUGUUAAAAAACAUUA